UAUUUCUUUUCGGUUAAUUAAUUUUACUCCACUCUUUGUCUACUUUUUUUCUUUCUUUUGUAGAUUGAAAUGAUGAUUCUAGUCCCUCUUCGGUGUCCAUCCCGUGUAAAAAGAAAUCUAGAAGAUUUUUUUUUCUUUUUCUUUAAGAAAGAUGACUAAACAAACAGGGAACACCAAAGAACCAACUCUAUCGUGGCUGUCAGUAUCAUAACAAGUAUACGUUCACAAAACAAAUAUAAGGGGGUUUCUGGAUUUGAAGAAAGAAAAAAAGUUGAUUGUGAUAAUAUCUUGUAUAUAAAUAUUCCUUUUAUGUUGAAGUAAUUAUAAACCCAUGGAUGCAGUGAAAAACUGUUCAUUAGAGAGAGAAAUCAAAAUGAAUUAUGAUCAAAUAAAUGGAUUGAACUACUUGUGUAAUGUUUUCAUUAAUGAAUAUAUAUUUUAAAUUAAAGUGUUUGUUCAACAUUUUUUCCUGCCGACCACUGGAGCCACAAUAAUCAAUCCCAAAUAAAUUCAGACGAAGUAUUCAAUUUCAAUUUGAAAGGUACACCUUUUCUAGAAAUGAAACAAAGAAUGUCAUUUACAAUUAGGUCUGUGUAGAUAUUAAAACGUGUAAAAUGUGGAUUGUUAUCUUCAUCACCAAGCUAUUACAUAUAUUUGGUUUAUUUGAAAAUUCAAAAUUUCUAUAAAACAAAUAAUUGCUAUAUGGACCUCAAACGAGCAAUGGUGCCCCACAAAAUAUUUUAUGCUUUUACAAAAGUUGGCUCCAAAAAUUAAAAUUGCAAGUUUUUAACCCCACCAUAGUGCAAGAUGACUCAAAAGCUGUUAAUACGGUUGGUAUACGGUCAUAUACAGUAUUUGCAUAUGACUAAAAUACCCUUCUUUGUUUGCCCAUAAAUAUCAGCCUCCAACAAUGCAAUUCUUCCCUUUUCCCCCGCUAAUCACUCAUCUCUCUAUUAGAAAAAAAAUAAGCAAUUAUGUUGUCCACUGUACCGGCAAUUUCCUUCCUGGAACCGGGUACGGUUAAUCACUUUUCAGGUUUCCAAACCGGAUUCACUCCUUGGGAGGGGGACUGCUUUGAUCUCCUUUCCAUGAACCAAUUUUUGAUUGAACCGGCCGUUCCCAGCCCUUGUUAUGGUGAAUCCGACUCUGGUCUCGUUAGAACUAAUUCUGGUUUUGAUGAUAUUAAAACCGGUUCUGACGAAUCUUGUGCCGGUUUCAUCAAACCCGGUUUUGAGGACACCGUCAGUUCACAGGGCCUACUGUGCACUCAAGGAGACAAACCGGACCCGGAUGACCCAAAACAAUGGACAGCCCUCGCGAAUUUUGAACCGGGCGAGAAGAAGCAUAACCGGAAUAAGCUGAUUCAACCGGAGAUGACCGACGAGAGGAAAAGAAAGAGAAUGGAGUCAAACCGGGAAUCAGCGAGACGGUCAAGAAUGCGUAGACAGAGUCACAUUGAUAACUUAAGGAACCAAGUAAAUCAGCUCGAUCUGGAAAACCGUGAGCUCGGGAACCGGCUCCGGUUAGUUAUAUACCACCUUCAACAAGUGAACACGGACAAUAACAGGCUCGUGACGGAACAAGAGAUGCUCCGGUUAAGAUUCUCGGAGUUGAGGCGGAUUCUGAUUCUCAGACAACUUCAACAACAACAACAGUGGGAACUCAAUAACAGGAGAAUGAUCAUGUAUGAACAAAACCCAUCUACGAUCAUAUGAUUUAAGUAAAUAAAAGCUUUGAACAUCUAGAACAUUAAGAUCAAAGAAAAAAAUAUCUCUCUAUGUAUAUGAAAGGUUAGGAAGAGAAAAUGAUAUUUUUCGAAUUUUCCUUUCUAUUUUGCAACUCUGAGAGAAGAAUGAAAAAAACUUUUUUUUCGUUGCACUAUCAUAGGAAUAUAUAGU
Molecule: messenger RNA, 1898 nt
Organism: Brassica napus (rape)
Lineage: Eukaryota; Viridiplantae; Streptophyta; Magnoliopsida; Brassicales; Brassicaceae
Product: light-inducible protein CPRF2
Exons: 1
Coding region: 975-1715 (246 amino acids)
Biological process (GO): positive regulation of DNA-templated transcription
Cellular component (GO): nucleus
Molecular function (GO): DNA-binding transcription factor activity; transcription cis-regulatory region binding
Source: RefSeq, a predicted model, not a curated record